CAGUGCUCUGGGCGGCUUGUGGUGUCUGUGACAGGAAGAGGCUCCGGUGAUGAAUGUGACCUCCAGCCUACAGCUAUGGCGGAGUUGAUUACGGAUCAAGAGGAGGAGAAGCGAGAUGGUACACACUCUACAUUAGAGAAAGCGCACUGCACUUCCACCACUGCCAAGAAUUUCGCCAUCCUCAAGGAGCGUUCCUUUGACAUUAAUUUUGAAGUUGGAGAUGAAUAUGAUAUUAUUGAGACAAUUGGGACUGGAGCAUAUGGGGUGGUGUCAUCUGCUCAGAGAAAAGACACCGGUCAAAAGGUCGCCAUUAAGAAAAUCCCAAAUGCCUUUGAUGUGGUGACAAACGCAAAGCGCACCCUGCGGGAGCUAAAGAUUCUCAAGCACUUCAACCACGACAACAUCAUCGCUAUUAAAGACAUCCUAAAGCCGGUUAUAUCCUACUCUGACUUUAAAUCUGUGUAUGUGGUUCUUGAUCUCAUGGAGAGUGAUCUACAUCAGAUCAUUCACUCUUCACAACCUCUCACACUAGAACAUGCCCGAUACUUCCUUUACCAGCUGCUGCGUGGGUUGAAGUACAUUCAUUCGGCAAAUGUCCUCCACUGCGACCUGAAACCCAGCAACCUCCUCAUCAAUGAGAACUGUGAGCUGAAGAUUGGGGACUUUGGGAUGGCUAGGGGACUUUGUACCAAACCUGAUGAGUACAAGUAUUUUAUGACUGAAUAUGUAGCCACUCGCUGGUAUCGAGCCCCAGAGCUCAUGCUGUCUCUCCACGAGUAUACACAGGCUAUUGACAUGUGGUCUGUGGGAUGUAUUUUCGCAGAAAUGUUAGGGCGAAAGCAACUCUUCCCAGGGAAGAAUUACAUCCACCAGCUACAACUUAUCAUGACUGUUCUGGGUACACCUUCCACCCAGGUAAUCAGAGCGAUUGGGGCAGAGAGAGUGCGAGCGUACAUCCAGAGUCUUCCCUCACGCCAAUCUGUGCCCUGGACCAGCUUGUACCCACAGGCUGACCGAAAAGCCCUGGACCUGUUGUCCAAAAUGUUGAGAUUUGACCCACGGGAACGGAUUUCGGUGCGAGAGGCUCUUCGCCAUCCUUUCCUGUCCAAGUAUCAUGAUCCUGAUGAUGAACCAGAGUGUGUCCCAGCCUUUGAUUUUGAUUUUGACAAGAAGAUUUUGACCAAAGAGCAGAUUAAAGAGGCAAUAGUUUCUGAAAUAGACAACUUCCAUCGCAGGCGAGAGGGAAUCAGACGUCAAAUCAGCUUUAAGCCUGCACUAACGCCAGCUAUUGAGGGAUCUGUUGGUGAUGUUGUUCAGGAGAGUGACUUUCAUUCGCCUCCUCUCCCCCCUCCAACACAAUUAGAUGUGGACAUGCCAAGUGCCAACUCAGCCAGGGAAAGGGUGGACUUUCUGAUGGAGUCUCCCAUAGCUCCACAGAAAACGGAGACCAUUGAUCUGACCUCUCCUGUAGAUAGUGCCGAGACAGAGGCACAUGGGGAAUACGAAAAGACUAAAGAGGAUGUCCCAGUGGUGAAAGCAGACCCUGAACCUGUGCCAAAAAAGGAAGGAGCCAUCUCAAAUGAUACCAAAGCAGCGCUAAUUGCCGCCAUUAUACGGUCAUCGCAGCGAAACAGGAGCAAAGAUGCCCCCAGCUCCAUAACAGAGUCUCCAGAAACAUGGAAGGCCAUAACUGCUCAGGAUCGUCAGCGAGAGCGGGAGGAGCAGCAAAAAAGGCGCCUAGAACGUGCUAGAGAGAGGGAGAAGAAGCAGAAAGAGAGAGAGCGUCGGGAUGUGAAGAAGACAGAGGGUUUUGGGGGAUUGGUGCUGAGCGAGAAUGAUAAAAACUUGUUGGAGAGGUGGAAUCGAAUGAUUGACCAGACUCAGCACUAUCCCCCUGUGCCCACCAGCCAGAAAACAACUUUGUCAAACCACAUUCCUCAGCCGGCACAGGCUCCUGACCUCUGCAAAAGGACUCAACCUAUGUCACAACCAGUUUUUAAUGUGCCCAACAUGACUCCUAUAGCAGAAGUUAGAAGUCAGCAGAAUGGAACCAUUACUGCCCCAACAGUAACAACCAACAUCCAACUCAUGCCAAGGUGCCUAAACCCUUGCCAAGUGCCCUCUCUGCUCCAAUACGUCCCACCCACCACUGGAGCUUUUCAGAUUGCACCUGUGGUAUUGGCUCCUCCUAAGCCAGAGCCUCUACCAGUAACUGCGCAGCUUCCUUCUGAUGUCAAGUUCAUUAACAGAGGUCAAGUGCAUCCAAACCAGUUUUCCACCUCUUCAGGACUUAACCCGACCUGGUCUAGUUGUGGACAACAGGAGAGCUGGCCAGGUGCAAGGGAUGGCAAGCGAGAGGCACUAAGUGUGGAUUCAUCUCUGUUCCUGCGUAAUCCCACCAGUCUAGAGCAACCACAGGGAGUGCUGACGUAUACCAGCGGGGUAAACUGCCGGGGUCAGGAAGAUGCCAAACCAUGUGAUCUUACACCACUCCCGCCCACAACCUUCAGUACUGCUGAUACUUCCAGCACCAUCUCUCCAGAUAUCAAUUUGGUGACACAGCAGCUCUCAAAAUCCCAGGUGGAAGACCUUCUGCCGCCCGUCUUCUCUGUCACCCCUAAAGGAAGUGGCGCUGGGUAUGGAGUGGGAUUUGAUCUGGAGGAGUUUCUCAACCAGUCUUUUGAGAUGGCGUCAGAUAAUUGCGACAGCUUGGUAGACUCUGCUCCUCUGUCGGCCUCACUGUUAGCGGAUUGGCUGGAAGUUCACAACAUGAACCCUGCAGAUUUGGCGUCGCUACAAGACGACCUUCAGCUGGGGUCUCCAAUGAUCAUUUCCGACUUGCCGGACCUCCAUGAUACAUGAAGACAAGCCUGAGAGUGAGCACUGCCUGUGAGAUCAUAAGACAGACAGGGCUUGGCUUGCUAAGCUGCGUUACAGACUCACAGGUGGUCCCAGAACUCCCCCAGAAGAUAAGGCCUCACUUCUAUUACCACAGCUAUGCAAGGGCAGAAAGACAGUGUUAUAGAAGCCUGAAAUGACUCAGAUCAAAUGGCUACCGGGAUCUGAAUGUUUUUCUAUAAGGCUUCGAGUGCAACAGUAGAUGGGGUUUUUUCUGUUGUCACCUUCCACUUCUGCAUCUGUCAUUGCAUCAUGACCAUCAGUACAGAGGAAAUAACAGGGACAUUGCACAUACAGCAUCCUUCAUGAAUCACCUACACUACUCACAUGUAUUGCCACACGCACUGUUCACGUGUUCUGUAUCCUGCACUGCUCACACGUACUGUACACUGUAUCUUGCACUGCUCACAUAACCUGUACACUGUAUCUUGCACUGCUCACAUAACCUGUA
Molecule: messenger RNA, 3349 nt
Organism: Bombina bombina (fire-bellied toad)
Lineage: Eukaryota; Metazoa; Chordata; Amphibia; Anura; Bombinatoridae
Product: mitogen-activated protein kinase 7-like
Exons: 1
Coding region: 76-2862 (928 amino acids)
Biological process (GO): protein phosphorylation; cell surface receptor signaling pathway; intracellular signal transduction
Cellular component (GO): nucleus; cytoplasm
Molecular function (GO): protein serine/threonine kinase activity; ATP binding
Source: RefSeq, a predicted model, not a curated record